Messenger RNA from Malassezia sympodialis ATCC 42132, 1455 nucleotides. RefSeq lists its product as uncharacterized. The transcript has 2 exons. Lineage: Eukaryota; Fungi; Basidiomycota; Malasseziomycetes; Malasseziales; Malasseziaceae. The record is from RefSeq and is a predicted model, not a curated record. Gene Ontology annotation, molecular function: metal ion binding; protein binding. The coding region runs from base 1 to 1455 and encodes 484 amino acids.
AUGAGUCUUGACAUUUUUGUUGCAUGUGAGCAUGGCGAUGUGAACGCGGUGCGCUCGCUCUUGGACCAGAACCCCUCGCUGAUCGGUGCUGUCGGUAUGUACUCUAUGCUGAUCCCAGACGAAGCGAACCGGACCGCACUUGCGCAUGCGCUUCAGGCGGGCCAUGUGCCUGUUGUUCACGAACUCCUCGCGCGUCACGCCGACCCACGCGUCGCCCAGACCGCCGCCGUGCCGAACGAACACAACCAGCAGGCCUUUGCCUUGGUACGUGAGGCCGCCCUGCACGCCGAUACACGCAUGGCCAACCAGGUACCCCCUCAAACCUCGACGCCCGCCCAUGCCGCAGGCGACGAGGGUGCGGCACCGGCCCACCUCCCGCCACCCGAAGUUGCCCGCAUGAUUCCCUGCAAGUUCUUCCCCUACUGCCGCUACGGCGACCGCUGUGUCUUCCAGCACCCCAGUGGACCGGUCAUUCCUCCGCCUGAGGGAAUGGUGCCGUCCUCUGGCGCGCCACACAUGUUCUUUCCUGGGCCCGGCAUGCCCUUCCCUCCAGGUCCCUAUGGCGUGCCGCCGCCGUUUGCGGACAUGAAUCGCUCCAUGUACCCUGUGCAAUACGGCCCGGCCGGCGUGCCGUUCUAUGCGCCUCCCGCGCAGGGCACGCCGGAGUCGACGCCUCAGGCGCCUGUGCCCGAGGCCCGCGCAGAGGAGCCUGCGUCGGACGCGCAGCCCGCACCGAGCGACGCUCCGUCGGAUGCGACGGUUCCACCGGCGCCGCGCCCUGCACGCUCGGCGAAGAAGGGACUCCAGAAGACGAGUCGCACCGACGCGCAGGGUCAGCGCACGCGCGCCGCGAACGGCAGCCGUCCAUCGUGUGCGUUCUUUGCGCGCUCGGCAUGCCGCUACGCAAACGAGUGCCGCUUCCCCCAUGUGCUGCCAGAUGGCUCGGAUGCGCGCCAGCUGCCGGCGGACGACAAGGCUGCGCCGCGCGCUGGUAACAGUCACACGCAGGAUCGUGUGCCAUCGGACACCGAGACGCCCUCGAGCGGCGCGUCGACGCCCCAAAACAAGAAGCCGACCCAGCGCCGCGCGAACCAGGCGCAAGCGCAGCGCGUCAAGAACGGCCGCCGUGGCUCGUCGACGCCCGCUACGACGCACCGCAAGGCUCCUCAGCAGCGCGUGCCGAACAGCGAUGAGUUCCCGGCCCUGCCCGGCGGCGGCGUGGCCGAGCCUGUCAACCCGGCUCCCAAGGGCAAGGCGCACUUUUCGGCGAUCCUCAGUGCGCCUGCACCGCCCAAGCCGGCGAGCCGUCCGGCCGGCGAGCCAGAGCCGACGAGUGAGGAUGCUCCCACCCCAGCCCCUCCCUCCGAGCCUAGCGAGACACCUACGCCUGCGCAUGGGUCUCCUCGCGACUUUGCUGCUGUGGCAGCCACCUCCGGUCAUGCUGUGACCGCGUAG